Messenger RNA from Phycodurus eques (leafy seadragon), 4069 nucleotides. RefSeq lists its product as uncharacterized. The record is from RefSeq and is a predicted model, not a curated record. NCBI's taxonomy places the organism in Eukaryota, Metazoa, Chordata, Actinopteri, Syngnathiformes, Syngnathidae. The coding region runs from base 67 to 2775 and encodes 902 amino acids. The transcript has 14 exons.
AAGAUGCGGCAAAUGCAUGUGAGCAGCUGACCUUUGGGAGUAGAGUGAGCUUCACUUUGGGACAUCAUGGUUUCCACACCAGUGCUUCUGCUGCAGCUGCUCCUGGUCCCUGUGGUGUAUGCAUCACACCACUUUGGAGGACUUGCCACCGUCUUUGGAGGAAGAAACUCGGAUGGAACAUUUACAGUCAACAUUACCUACAAGGCAACCUUUGAUGGGUGUUACUACAGUCAAUCCUUGCAUUGUUACGAUGGCAACUGUGGAUCUGAGGUCAAUAGUCGCAGAGGCAUACUUGACAGCAGCACCAAUGUACCAAAAUAUACCAGACAAUGGUGUGAAGCAGAGACUCUGAUCACAAGACGUGUCUCAUCCAACAAGCCUUUCUCUUUACGGUCAGCUCGUUGUUGCUGGAUUCCAACAAGGAACAACCUCAACAGUUGGAGACUACUGACCACUGUGGAUUUGGGUACAAGAUCUGACACAGGAGAGCCAAACAAAUCCCCAGCCAUUGGCACGCUACCUUUCCUUCGAGUUCCUCAAAACUGUCCGCGGACGUACAAGCUAAUGGCCUUUGAUGCUGAUGGUGACCGGGUCCGAUGUAGAUACGGAAAGAUUCUGAAUACAGAAUGCGGCUCGUGCAGUCAGCCUGUAGGCUUUCACCUGGAUCAGGACUCUUGCACUUUGUACUACAACUACACCUUGUCUGAUCCCAGUGUUUAUGGAUUUGAGUUGGUGGUGGAAGACUUUCCACAGCAGCACGUCAUACUAUCGUACAGUGAUGGCUCCCAUUCCUCCAAGUCUCCUCUGAGGGUUAGGAGAAAGAGACCAGCAGUUAAUCCAUAUCAGUGGUGGCCUAGGACAACCUUAGACCCAUGGUGGCAAAUUCAAACUACAACUAGUAGACAUGCGCCUUCUACGGGCUCUCCUACCACACCAAUUCCCCCCACCCUGUGGUCACGUUGGCCUACGACAACCCCGGAUCCAUGGUGGCGAAGUCAAACAACUAAUAGAGCUACGCCAUCUACAGGCGUUCCAACUACAUCAUCACCACCCCCUUGGGGGCGGUGGAAAACUACAACACGACAGCCAUGGUGGUGGUGGAACACGCAGCAGACUACAAGAUCUACAACAGCCGGCUAUCCCACUACAAUGCAGCAGCAAACUAUAACCCCUCGACCUUGGUGGUGGUGGUUGUACACUAAAAGUACAGUAGCACCAACACCACCAUGGUGGUGGCAUCAUAGUAUAGACCAUUUUAGACCCACUACAACACCCCAAUACACCCCAACUUCAGCUCUCAGCAAACUACCUUUGCAAUUCUCCUUACUCGUGGACCCCCCUGUUCCUUCAUGUCAAGAGGGACUUUAUAUACCAGGGUUUGUAUAUCCAACACCCCAGAAUGGAGAACGCAUCUAUGCAGAGGUCAACAAAGAAGUGGAGAUCAGAGUCAAAGCCCAAGCUAUUUAUGCAAAAAUACAUGGCAUCAUCAUGAGUGGGCCAAUAAAUGUCAAUAAGCACAGAACCACACAUGAAGAGUUCGUCAUGAGGUGGAUACCCAGGCCUGAAGAUAUGGGGAGACAUUACACACUCUGCUUCGCUGUUGAAUCACUCAUAUCAGAGUCCGGUACAACCACAACUGAACCCUCAUAUCAUUAUGCAACUCAUCACGACUACUUUUCAGCGACCAAACAAUUAGUCUACCAGUCUGAAAUGAGAUGUGUUCUGCUUGAGGUUCAGAAGGAGACAGUUAAAGCUAAGGUGACCUGCACUGAGUCCAGUAUGACAGUGGAAGUUGAAAAAGCUUCACUUCAAGGAAUCCAGGUGGAUCACCUACGUCUCAGUGAUCCUGGCAACAUUGAGUGCAGUCUUCAAAGACACUCCAACAGCACGCACGUCAUUGCUGUCAUACCUCUCAACUCUUGUGGCACUCAGCUGGAGGAGGAUGAUGAAAAUCUUAUUUUCAAGAAUGAAAUAAACACUGUGGACAAUGUCCACAACAUCAUCACCAGGAAACACAGGCUGGAAGUAGACUUCCACUGCCAGUAUCCCAAACGAGGAAAUGUGACCCAGAGUUUCAUUGGACACAGAAAGACUAUCACAGUUUGGGAAAAGGGUUUUGGCAGGUUCACCUACCAGUUUGAGUUCUACCCAAACGACCAAUUCCAAAGCAUGAUUAGUCCAACCCUAUAUCCUCUGGACUAUAAACUAGGAACCAGGAUUUACAUGAAGAUAGAGGCCUCCUCUUCGAUCAACAACACAGAACUUUUUGUGGAAUCGUGCAGAGCUGCACCAUAUGAUAAUCCCAACUUUCGGCCGACAUACUCUAUCAUUGAAGAUGGAUGUGCAGUGGAUCCAACAGUUCAGAUCUACUCCUCUGCUCCUGAACAUGAAUUCAGGUUCAGCAUUGAGGCCUUCCAGUUCAUUGGAUUGCAUGAUCAUGUGUACAUCAGCUGUUCAGUCUUGAUGUGUGAGGCAGGGAACGCUUACACCAGGUGCUCACAGGGAUGCAUCAACACUAAAUGGACAGACAGUGACCACCAUCACGUAAAGAGAGAAGCUGUCAUCCAGACUGCCAGCCACUUUGUUUCUCAAGGACCACUGCGCCUUAAGAAAUCAGCAGAGAGUAAUGAAAGCACAGUGACGAAUUUGAAUCUGAACCUCAUAUUCAUCGCUGGAUGUCUUCUGGCAAUUGUUGGCACGAUCAGCACAGUUGUCAUGUACAAAGUCAAAAUGUCAAGCGUUAAAUAUCAACGUUUACCAACAUUUGAAAGUUAAACACGUACAGGUGUAUAUGGAGUAAAACCCUUCUAUAUUGUUUACAACUAAAAUUUUAUUUUGAGCUUGUUUGAAAUCAUGUGUUUGGGUGUGAAAAAUAAUGGUUAGGGAUGCAUAUCAAGAUUGAAAUGGACGGAUUACAUCAAAAUGAUUAACCUUUAAAAAAUAUUAAUACAUAUUUGUAAUUGUUUGGGCGGCACGGUGGACGACUGGUUAGAACAUCAGCCUCACAGUUCUGAGGACCCGGGUUCAAUCCCCGGCCUCGCCUGUGUGGAGUUUGCAUGUUCUCCCCGUGCCUGCGUGGGUUUUCUCCGGGCACUCCGGUUUCCUCCCACAUCUCAAAAACAUGCAUUAAUUGGAGACUCUAAAUUGCCCGUAGGUGUGAAUGUGAGUGCAAAUGGUUGUUUGUUUCUGUGUGCCCUGCGAUUGGCUGGCAACCAGUUCAGGGUGUACCCCGCCUCCUGCCCGAUGACAGCUGGGAUAGGCUCCAGCACGCCCGCGACCCUUGUGAGGAGAAGCGGCUCAGAAAAUGGAUGGAUGGAUGUAAUUGUUUGUUACUGGCAUAAUGACAUUGAAUCCUGUAAUUGCUUGCUGAAAAUACUCAGAACUUCCGCUCUUUUUAUAAAUAAAGCUACAGUAGACUGAAAGGACCAUCAACCAGCACUGCAGCUGUUGGCUGAGCAUUAGUUUGUGAUAUUAAAAAUGAGCGGAAGGUGAGUGAAGAAAUGAUAUUAUACAGGAGAUUGAAUAUCCAAGAAAACAUUCUGUAUUUAAUGGAAUUCCAUUGAUACCCAUGCUUGACAAUCAGGAAAAAAAUAUAAUACAGUAUCUUGCAUAUUCAUUUUUGUUCAAUACGUACAAGGCGUGACCAUAAAGAAACAAGACUGUGGCAGCCACGCUCAUUACUUCAAUGGCUAACUGCUUAUUGUUACAGUGUUGCUGUCAUGUGUGUGUGUGUGUGUGUGUGUGUGUGUGUGUGUUCCGGGUUUUGUCUUCCCCUCCCUGUUUCACACACACCUGCUCCUGUGAGCAUCUUCACCACCUGUGCCUCGUUCACCCUAAUUACCUAUUGUAUUUAACCUCGUGUCUCAUUCCCUCUUGUUACCAGUUCGUUGUACCUUGUCGUCGCGUUCCAGCAUUCCUUGUUUCCACGUCACAGACUCACAGUAAGACUUGACCCUGUUCCGAUUAUCGAUCUCGCCUCUUUGCCUCAUGUUUUUGGAUACUGUUGCCUUUCUUGGAUUGCCUGCCUGUGUACCGACCUAUGCCCGUCUAUUAAACCUCUCUUUUUUUG